AGCUCCAUGUGACAUAUUUUCACUGAGACAAUUUGGAGUGCUGCUUGAAUAGGAAACUCAAUUUUGUGAAGAUGAAGUUAGGGGUGACGGUGAUACUAACACUGUUGGUGAUUGCCGUUGAUGGUUGUCAGUGCAAGGUUGUGCAGUUCAUCUUUGGGGACUCGCUGUCCGACGUCGGAAACAACAUGUACCUCUCGAGGAGUUUUGCUAAGGCAAACCUUCCCUGGUACGGUAUCGACUUUGGCAAUGGAAUGCCCAAUGGCAGGUUCACUAAUGGUCGCACUGUUGCUGAUAUAAUAGGUGACAAAACGGGUCUCCCGAGGCCACCGGCGUUUCUAGACCCAUCUUUAACGGAAGACAUGAUACUGGAAAAUGGAGUAAAUUACGCAUCUGGAGGUGGUGGGAUCUUGAAUGAAACUGGGAGUUACUUUAUUCAAAGGUUCUGUCUUAGUAAGCAAAUUGAGCUAUUUCAAGGAACACAAGUCAUGAUAACAAACAAAAUAGGCAAAGCCGCAGCAGACAAGUUCUUUCAACAGUCUCGAUACGUCGUUGCUUUGGGGAGCAAUGAUUUCAUUAACAAUUACUUGCUACCAGUGUAUGGAGAUUCAUGGAGUUACUCCGAUGCAGGCUUCAUCAAAUACUUAAUGCAGACACUCCAAGAACAACUCACGCUUCUGCAUCGUUUAGGGGCACGGCAGCUGAUGGUUUUUGGGCUAGGACCCAUGGGCUGUAUUCCCCUUCAAAGGGUCCUUAGUACAUCUGGGGACUGUCAAGAAAAAACAAACAAACUUGCUAUUGGCUUCAAUCAAGCUGCAAGCAAGCUCUUGGAAAAUUUGUCAAGCAGUCUCCCCAAUGCAAGCUUCAAAUUUGGAGAUGCCUAUGACGUUGUCAGCAAUGUCAUUAAAAAUCCGUAUAAGUAUGGAUUCAAUAACUCGGAUGCUCCGUGCUGCUCAUUUGGACGGAUACGCCCUGCUCUCACGUGCAUUCCAGCAUCAACUCUGUGUAAAGAUAGAAGCCAAUAUGUAUUUUGGGAUGAGUACCAUCCAUCUGACAGUGCUAACCAGAUGAUUGCAGAUGAGAUCAUCAAGAAACUUGGAUUUUUGAGUGUUAACCCAACAAGUGCUCCUUCCCCCGCCCCUGACCCUGCCAUUGCCCCAUCUCCAGAGGGUUAAUAGAUGGUUUCCAAUGCUAAAGUUGGUAUAAAUAUAUACGAGGGUAGCAAAUAAUUGAUAUCAAGUCUGAAGUUAUGGUUUUCCGAUGUGUUGAAAAUUUUGUGCAAGACAGUUAGUAUGCAUUUGAUAGUAAUAGUACUCCAUUGUUUCUUCCUCCUACCAGUUUGAACUUUGAAUCAUUUGAUCAUUGAG
Malania oleifera is the source of this 1364-nucleotide messenger RNA. RefSeq names its product GDSL esterase/lipase At1g74460. NCBI's taxonomy places the organism in Eukaryota, Viridiplantae, Streptophyta, Magnoliopsida, Santalales, Ximeniaceae. The transcript has 5 exons. Gene Ontology annotation, molecular function: hydrolase activity, acting on ester bonds. Bases 72 to 1172 code for a protein of 366 amino acids. The record is from RefSeq and is a predicted model, not a curated record.